GCGGGGAGUAAAGGAGGCCAUUUACAUGAAAAUCAAGGAGGGGGCCUAAGGGAGUGAACUUUGAAGAGAAGACUUUACAGGAAUUUGGAAUUACCACUAACAGCACCAUAAGAAGCACAACAUGGAGCAGAAGUUAAUGAUGAAACAGACAAGUUUUGUUUUAUUGGGACAGUCACACCUGAAUAGGCUGCACUGCAAAGCAUACAGACUGAUGGUGUGAUGUCAUUAAUAGACCUUUAUUUGCUAUUAAGUUUAAAAACCAGUAAGUGGAAUAAAGUGACUAAUGACCCUGAAAGUAGUUUUUAAGGGUAGUAAGUCAGUAUGAUUAACUAAGAACUCCAACUGCUAUUUUAUGACAACUAUAUUUUCCCCUAAAAUUCAGAACUGACAUAAUUAACAAGCCAAACAAAACCUUUUAUUUACAGUUAUAUUAACAGUUAGAAAAGCUGGUCUAGUAGGCCAAGAUGGCUGACCACUACCAGAACAACAUAUACAACCAAGGAGACUACCCUCUUCAGGAAGACGAUGCAGCAAGUGAUGUGACUGAAGGACAUGAUGAAGAGGAUCAGAUGUAUGAAGGAGAAUAUCAAGGGAUUCCACAUCCUGAUGACACAAAGGCUGCACAGAGAGCUGCAUGGGCUAAACCUCAAACAGGUAGCAGUGCAGCAUCUGAUCUAGAGGAGUUAUCUGAGCAGUAUGAGUACAUCAUGGAAGAAUGUGGUCAUGGGAAAUUCCAGUGGAUGCUCUUCAUAGUGCUGGGCCUGGCUCUAAUGGCUGAUGGAGUUGAAUGUUUUGUGGUUGCAUUUGUUCUACCGUCUGCAGAAAAGGACCUGUGUCUGUCCAAUGCAGAGAAAGGAAUGCUGGGUCUCAUCGUUUUCCUGAGCAUGAUGGUGGGAGCAUUUCUGUGGGGAGGACUGGCAGACAAAGUUGGCCGUCGGCAAUGUCUGAUUCUGGCAUUAUCUAUAAACUGUAUCUUCGCAUUUAUGUCUUCCUUCGCUCAGGGUUACAGCUUCUUUCUCUUCUUCAGACUGCUUUCUGGCAUUGGUAUUGGUGGCACAGCACCGAUCGUGUACUCGUACUUCUCAGAGUUUCUUCAGAUGAACAAGAGAGGAGAGCAUCUGUCCUGGUUGUGUAUGUUCUGGAUGAUUGGUGGGAUCUAUGCUUCAUUCACUGCCUGGGGAAUUAUACCCAGAUAUGGCUGGGGCUUCAGUAUGGGCACAGAAUUUCAGUUCCACGCCUGGCGAGUGUUCGUCCUGGUUGCGGCUCUCCCUGCAAUUGCUUCUCUGGUUGGACUUACCUUUAUGCCCGAGAGCCCACGUUUCCUCCUGGAGAAUGGCAAACAUGAUGACGCGUGGAUGAUCCUAAAACAAGUCCAUGACACUAACUGGAGAGCCAAGGGGCAGCCGGAAAAAGUCUUCACUGUGAUGCACAUCAAGACACCGAAAACAACUGAAGACAGUUUUUUCGAGGUUCAGGGUGCAACAAGAACACCUGUACAACGAUGGGCUGUUCGCUCACUCACACUCUGUAAACUGGUGUUGAGGAACGUGGCAUCUCUCCUUUCUGCAGAGCUGAGAUUUGCUACACUCUUCAUGGCUGUCAUCUGGUUCUGCAUGGCUUUCAGCUAUUAUGGCUUGUCUGUGUGGUUCCCUGACAUGAUCAAACACCUUCAGCAUGAAGAGUAUGUGUCUAAGGUCCAGGUUUUCCAUAAAAAACGAGUGGAGAACAUGAUUUUUGACUUUCCUUUGGAGAACCAGAUCCAUGAAGAAGUAGAAUACAUCCGUGACAAGUUCAUCAAUAUAGAGAUGAAGUCAGUGAAAUUUAAAGACUCUCUGUUUGAAGACUGUCACUUUGAGAACAUCAGGUCCUCUGAAACAGUGUUUGAGAACUGCACCAUCCACUCCACUCUCUUCUACAACACAGACCUGUGGGAGGCGAAGUUUAUUGACUGUAAGAUGGAGAACACCACCUUUGAACACAACAAGCACGGCUGCCACCUAGAUACUGCUAAGGAGAAUGAUGUCCUCAUCUACCUGGUCAGCUUCCUAGGCAGUCUGGCAGUGCUGCCAGGCAACAUCAUCUCAGCUCUCUACAUGGAGAAGAUUGGCAGAGUAAAGAUCAUAGGUGGCUCCAUGCUGAUUUCAGCAGGCUGUACAUUUUUCCUGUUUCUAAGCUUCAGCCAAUCAGCAAUCAUUGCACUACAGUGUCUGUUCUGUGGUGUUAGUGCAGCUGCAUGGAAUGGGAUUGAGGUGGUGACUGUGGAACUGUAUCCAGCUUCAAAGAGAGCAACAGCUUCUGGUGUGCUGAAUGCUCUGUGUAAACUGGCUGCUGUUCUCGGCAGCUCCAUCUUUGCCAGCUGUGUGGGAAUCACCAAAGCCAUCCCUAUUCUACUAUCCUUUACUGCGCUGGUGUGCGGCGGCCUUGUGGCCCUCAACCUGCCUGACACGCAACAGAAAAUUCUCCAGUGAAGUGAUAUGAGCGUGCUGAGGUGGGAAUGAGGGGGGGUAAGGAAGAGGCCAAAACACAUCUACUUCUUGUUGGAGGCUAAUGAGUUUACCUUGACUCUGAACUUGAAAAAAGACAAGACUUAGAACAACUCACAACUGUUCAUUAGAACCGUUUUUUUCAGGUUGAAGGUUUUAGACCAGGAAAAAGCAGGUUUAUGUUUUUCUGUAUUUCUGUAUGAGUCUUUAUUGAUGCCAUGAAUCCACUAAGGCAGUUGACAUACUAACCAUUUAAUGAUUUGUUAUUGAAUUACGUGGACAGAUGUUUUUUGAAUGUUUAAAGCACGCACUGUAAUAUAUUCUGUGUUCCUACCACUAUUUACAUGCAUGUCAGGGGGAAAAAAGUGUUAUCUGUAAUUUGCACCUUAAAAGUUUUUCCAACACUUUUAGGAAAUAACCUGCUUGAAAUCAUGGGACAAAAAGUUGAAUAAAGAUUUUCCGAUUUCAACAAACUCUACUUACAAACAUGUAAUCCAAACUGUUUACACCAUGCCUUAAAGCUUAUACAUAGUGACUUCACAUUUGUGACUACAUGUGGUUAAAACUGUAGUGACUUGGGUAAGCUCUGUUAUCAAUAUUUCAUAGCUUAAAAAUCUGCUUUGACACUCUAGUCUCCAAGUUAGUGUAAGAUUAUCAAACUACAUAUGUCAAUAGCUUUUCUUUAUACUAAAUAAAUAAGCUAGUCCUUGUAAACAGUGGCUAAAUAACCUAGCUUAACAAACUAGCCCCAGACUGUAACAGAUUUUAUGUGAUCAGUGUGAUUAAAUCACAUACUUCUACAUGUUAACGUCAAGAUUAGGUUUUGAUGACAGAAAUGUGAUGCUGUUGCUCUGUGAAUUUUUGCAGGGGUGAUCUCACCCAUUCCAGUUCCCACGUGUCUUUAUGUCUUGCAAUGUUAAUACUGUUCUAGUUUGGAUUUUCACAUAUGAUAAUACUGCACUUGUCUGUAUAUGUCAUCUGUAAUACACAAUCAGUUAAUUUACUGGUGAGUCUUAGUUAAACUGAAAAUAUUAGCAACACAAGUGAAAUCCCCUUUUCUGAAAGUUUAUUUUGAGUUGUUUUGAACUGUUGGUGUCAGUUUUAAGGCAGUGGGAUACGCGGAUCACUAUUUUCAAAUAUUUUUAACCAGAUGUUUGACUGAUUAAUUGUGAAAUAACCUUCAGAUCAACCUCUUAACAUCCAGUAUAUUAUUGAAGAACCAUCUAGGAUUAGGGUCAAGGACAGGAGUAGACUUUGGUAACUUGCAUGUUUUUUAAGAACUGUUGCCUCUUUGGCCCACCAACAUCUGUAAACAGAAUUAAGUGAAUAACUGUAUGGCACAAAUGUAUGCAACGUUAUAUGAAAUGUAGUACCUUCCAGUUUCUGAAAAUGUACUUGUUUAUUAUAAGGAUAAAAUACAGCCUUUAAAAAUAACCCUCAUCGUAAACUUGUUGUUUUUAAGAGAUUAAUCAUUAACAAACAGUAAUUGUGAGACUGGAUGAAGCAGACAAAUUUAUUUUAUUGACCUGCAGGACAGAGAACAUUUGAACUUACAUCCCCUAGGCUGAAGAAAUACAUAACCUUUAAUAGGAUCCUAACAAAGGAUAUAUUGGUCAUUCUGAAAAUGUAAUAUUUAGGAAAAUGGUUCUUCAAGCAUUCUGCUUGGCAACCUCUUUGCACUAACCCCUUUUUUAAAAAAAAUUGGAUGACUGUUAUUGUUGGAUGGUCAUUCUUGCAGCAUCAAUUCACCUGCAGUUUUUAACAGCUCAUUGCAAUUAACUGAUAUUGUCAUGAUCCUGGGUCUUAUGACCCAGCAGUUUCAGUUUCUUGUGUUUUGUCAUUUUAUAUUAUGGUUGGAGUCCACCUUGUUAGUUUAAAGUUUAGUUCUAGUCCCUAGGUUGUUAUGUUUAGCUUUUGGUUGUUAGAUUUCCCCAUGUCUUUGCUCCUGUGUUCCCAAUGUGUAUCUGUGUUCAUAUAGUUCUCAGUUCCUGUGGCUUGUUUCCCAUUGUGUUUUAUUCCAUGUUUCCCCAGCCCAUUAUGCUCUCCCUAUGCUCUCUCUCCCCUCCUGUCUGCCUCUCUGUGUCCUUCAUGUGUUACGUUUAAGGUCCAUGUCUUGGGUCAGUAUUUUCAGUUCUGUGUCCUCCCUGUCUUGUUAUGUGUAAUUGUCCUCAGCUGUGCUCCCCGUGUGUUCCCACAUCUCUCAAUCCCCGUUUCUCAAUAUGCGUACUUGUGCGUACUUGCGUUCUCGUGUACUCGUGUACUCGUGAUACGUCAUCAGUCGGAGACCAAGUACUGUUCCAAUUCGAAGUACGCAUCAAGCCGAGAACGCGAAAAAGUCCCGGAUGUGUUCUCGCUCCGCCCGUUUUAUCGAGCAUGCAUCGGUGGUGACUUGUGUGGACUUGGUACAGCUAAAUAUCCCAGAAUGCAUUUCGUCCAAAACUCCCAGCACAUCGUUUUCAAACCCCCCCCCCCCGGCUCGCGGUCUUCUCACUACUCAGGUUAAAGAAACCCCAGCAGCUGUCUAUAGUAUUGAGUGUCCACUAAAAUAAAAAUAGAAGCGUUCCAACAUCUCACCUGCUUGUUUUUAUUAAGGUAUGUACACGUAUGUACAUGUACACUAUUUUUAUUAAUAGAGGUUUCACUACUGAGGUUAAAAAUGAUAUAUAAGUC
Messenger RNA from Pelmatolapia mariae (spotted tilapia), 5153 nucleotides. Its product is annotated as synaptic vesicle glycoprotein 2B-like. Gene Ontology annotation, cellular component: neuron projection; synaptic vesicle membrane. The transcript has 15 exons. The record is from RefSeq and is a predicted model, not a curated record. Gene Ontology annotation, molecular function: transmembrane transporter activity. Lineage: Eukaryota; Metazoa; Chordata; Actinopteri; Cichliformes; Cichlidae. Gene Ontology annotation, biological process: transmembrane transport; chemical synaptic transmission. The coding region runs from base 465 to 2468 and encodes 667 amino acids.